AUGGCGUCUCCUCGCCGCCGCUCCUUCCCACUCCGCUUCCUCAUCUUCAUCCCUGUCCCUCUCUUCCUUGUCCUCCUCCUCUUCCACCGCUCCUCUCAUCCUACCGCCCCGCUCCUCCACAGCGCCGGCUCUGGCUCCGGCCCCAGCCCCGAUCCCCGCCGCUUCGCCCUCCUCAUCAAGCUCCUCGCCUACGACCGGCCUGACGCGUUUCGCCGCUGCCUCCACUCCCUCGCCGCCGCUGACUACGACGGGGAUCGCGUCGCGCUCCACAUCCUUGACUUCGUCGACGCGUUCCCGUGGCCGCACGGCGAGAAGAGCGUGCACUACCGCGCCGCCAACGCGGGGCUCCAGGCGCAGUGGAUCGAGGCGUGGUGGCCCGGCUCCGACGACGAAUUCGCCUUCGUCGUCGAGGACGACCUCCAGGUCUCGCCGCUCUACUACAAGUUCCUGAAGCGGGUGGUCAUGAGGUACUACUACGACCGUGAGAACUACAGCCCCUACGUGUUCGGCGCGUCGCUGCAGCGCCCUCGGUUCGUCGCAGGUAAACAUGGAAACAAGAUACAGCUGGAUAGUGAGACUCGGCUUUUCUUGUAUCAGAUGGUAGGCACGUGGGGUCAACUUCUCUUUCCAAAACCAUGGAAAGAAUUUCGAUUAUGGUAUGAUGGCCACAAAGCCAAAGGACUCAAACCUAUUCUCCAAGGCAUGAAAACUACAGGAUGGUACAAGAAGAUGGGUGAGAGAAUAUGGACUCCUUGGUUCAUUAAAUUUGUCCACUCACGUGGAUACUUCAAUAUCUACACAAACUUCCUGAAGGAAAGGGCCCUCAGCGUUUCUCAUAGGGAUGCAGGUGUGAACUAUGGGAAAAGUGUUGGGCCAGAUUCUACUUUGUUGGAUGGGAAGAAUCUUGAUUUCAAUUUAUGGGAAUUGCAGCCUCUAAAGAAGCUAAAGUGGUAUGAUUUCUGCUUCAAUGAAGCUCUUCCAGGAAGAAUUGUUAGAAAAAACAGUGAACUUGGUUCUGUGCUCAAAUCCGUGCAAUUAAAAAGUACUGUUGUUCUUGUAACUCUGUACUCAAUAGAAGAGAGAUUUGCAAGAAACUUGAUUUGCCAUCUUGACAAGGCAGGCAUGAAGAACUCUAUUUUCCUUGGUGACAACUCAGAGUUUCUGGAUGACCUUGCUCAUAGAGGAUAUCCUAUCAUUGAUGGUAUGAAAUUUCUUCGGAGCAUCAAAUUGAGUAGUUUGCAGGGUUCUGAUGAUUUUGUUAAGGAAACAUUGGUUAAAUCUUAUGUGAUAAAAGCUUGCUUGGACCUGGGGUACAAUCUAUGGCUACUAAAUGGAAAUAUGAUUUCACUUGGCAAUAAGUUGAUCGAGCCAUCAGAUCAGUCGGUUGACUUCUUUACUGCAGAUGAAGGUUUGAUGUUUAUAAGGAGCUCGCUAGACUUGAAAAACAAAUGGAAUGAACUUACUAUGUCAAGAGUGAAAGCGAUGUGUACAUCUACUGAAUUUUCUGUUUCCAUCAAACAGAAGAGUUUUGUCCAUAUGCUAACUGAAGUGCUGGCGAGCAGUGCUGGUGUUAGGCUGGGAAAACUGGAUGAGGCUAUCAGAGUUAUUGAAUUAGGGGCUAGCACCUCAAACAGAUCAAUAUCAGAAGACCAAAGUAAUGUGCUUUUCUGGUCUCACAGUAAGGCUUCAGAUUCAGUUCAAAAGCAACUUGAAAAUAUGGACUUAUGGUUGGUUGACUCAGAUUCGUCUUGUAGUGCUGUUGUUUGUCACCAAAAGCAGAAGUAG
Molecule: messenger RNA, 1785 nt
Organism: Miscanthus lutarioriparius
Lineage: Eukaryota; Viridiplantae; Streptophyta; Magnoliopsida; Poales; Poaceae
Source: the annotation of a GenBank genome assembly